GCAAGCCAGCACAGUCAGUCACAAGAAGUAUCAAAAAUAGAUGAAGGUAUUCAGACUUGCGUGUGAGGGUUAAAGGAUAGUAAGGGGGUUAAAAUAUGUAAUACCCAGUGAAAAACUGUUAUUACAAUUUUAAGGUCUUAAAUAUUUUUUUUUGGGCGAGUUACAGCAAAGAUGCUGCCCGGCUGCUAAACUGAUGCUAACGCGAUCCCCACCUGGAACCGCGUGAAUAUUAUUUACUUUAUUUCUUAAGUCAGGUUCCCUUGACGAUGAAGUGUCACUAUGAAGUGUUGGGCGUGAAACGAGACGCAGGAGACGAUGAUCUGAAGAAAUCUUAUCGCAAACUCGCCUUGAAAUGGCAUCCAGAUAAGAACUUGGACAGUUCAGAGGAGGCAGCUGAGCAGUUCAAGCUCAUCCAGGCAGCUUAUGAUGUGCUGAGUGAUCCACAAGAGAGAGCCUGGUAUGACAAUCACAGGGAGGCUCUGCUGAAAGGUGGGAUAAGUGGGGAUUAUGAAGAUGAUAGCAUUGACCUCCUGCAGUACUUCACAGUCACCUGCUACUCGGGAUACGGAGAUGACGAGAAGGGCUUUUAUGUCGUUUACAGGAAUCUUUUUGAGUCCAUUGUUAAGGAGGAGAUGGAGAACAGCAGGGUGGAAGAUGAAGAAGAGGACGAGGAGUUUCCUUCAUUCGGAGGCUCUGAGAGUGACUAUGAUACAGUAGUGCAUGUGUUUUACGGCUACUGGCAAAGCUUCUGCACACGCAAAAACUUUGCUUGGAAGGAGGAAUAUGACACCAGGCAGGCCUCCAACCGCUGGGAGAAAAGAGCCAUGGAGAAGGAGAACAAGAAAACCCGAGACAAGGCUCGUAAGGAGAGAAACGAUCUGAUCCGACAGCUCGUGGCCUUCAUCCGUAAGCGUGACCGCCGUGUGCAGGCCCACAGGAAGCUGGUGGAGGAGCAGAAUGCUGAGAAGAUCAAGAAGGUGGAGGAGCAGAGACGACAGCAGAAGCUCAAACAGGCCAAACUGGCAGAGGAUUACAAGGAGCAGAGCUGGGCGGCCAUGUCCGAGCUUGAGAAGGAGCUGCAGCAGAUUGAAGCCGAGUACGGAGAGGAGUUUGGAGACGCGUCUGACAGUGAGGAAGAUGAGGCGGUCAUGGACACGCAGGAGAAAAACAGUGAAGAAGGAGUUGACGCAGAGCAGCCCAACGGAGACGACCUGACAAUUGACAUUUAUGACGAUCUCUACUGCCCAGCCUGUGACAAAUCAUUCAAAUCAGAUAAAGCCAUGAAAAACCAUGAAAAGUCCAAAAAGCACCGGGAGAUGGUGGCAUUGCUACGGCAACAGCUGGAGGAAGAAGAUAACUCAUUUGGUUUGAACGUGAAUGGAAACGAAGGGGGGGAGGAUGAAAAUGAGCAGGUGGAGGAGGAAGAAGAGGAGGAGGAGGAGGAGGAAAAGACAAAACAAAGGCUGUCGAAAAAGCAAAAGAGGAAAAAGAAACAGCAGAAAGCGCCACAACCAAGUGCUCCUGAGGAGGAGGAACCAACACCUGCCUGCCAGGACGAAGCCUCCGAGAGGUCACCUGACCCAGCAGAGCCUGAGAAGCAGGAUGAUCUCCCCAGCACGGAGGUCAAGAGCAACUCUGGGAAAACGAAAGGAAAGAAAGGAGGAAAAGACAAGCCCAAAAACAUCAAGACUCACACUGGUGAACAGCUUCCUGAGCAGGAAGUUACCCUACACUGCGUUACCUGUAACAAUGAGUUCCCCACGAGAAACAAGCUGUUUGACCAUCUGAAGACCAGCGGUCACGCCAUUGCAGUCUCUGCUAACACCUCACACGGCUCCGUGAACAAAAGCAAAAAAGACAAGAAGAAGAACAGAUGAUACAUCUUCCUCCUGGACUGAUCGGUGGACUCAGCCAGAAUAAAUGAAGCAGAAGUCCGAGGAGCCUGUCUUGGAGACCCUAAAUGAGCUUUUGAACAAAGUCUGAAGUGAACUGAGGGGGGACAGGUUCUCUAAAACAAAUAAACAAAAGAAAUGCACUACUGUUUCAAAUUUAAAUUCAUGAAAAUUUGUGAGCAAUUUCUCAAUCAUGUCUGAAAGUCUCUGCUGAUAAGAUUAGAUUAGGUUAUCCUUUAUUUCUCCCUCAAUGGGGAAACUCACUUUGUUCAGCAGCAGUACACUUGACACACACAUGCAGGGGAGGGGUAAAAAAGUAAAAAUAUAUAAUUACGAAACAUAGACAGUAUACACAUUGCAAUGGAAAUCCCCAAGAUGGACAUGGAUUUUUUCAGGUUACACCGAUCUCCAAGUGUCAAAUAUCUGUGGUUUCAUCUCUGUAAAUGUAUUACUAAUAAAGAUGAUACUGCAUGUUGGUAUUUAUACCACUUUGUAAUUAUUG
Messenger RNA from Cololabis saira (Pacific saury), 2394 nucleotides. RefSeq names its product DnaJ heat shock protein family (Hsp40) member C21 (gene dnajc21). The transcript has 12 exons. The record is from RefSeq and is a predicted model, not a curated record. NCBI's taxonomy places the organism in Eukaryota, Metazoa, Chordata, Actinopteri, Beloniformes, Belonidae. Gene Ontology annotation, cellular component: cytoplasm. Gene Ontology annotation, molecular function: nucleic acid binding; zinc ion binding. Bases 267 to 1877 code for a protein of 536 amino acids.